This is a messenger RNA of Rodentolepis nana, 1764 nucleotides long. NCBI's taxonomy places the organism in Eukaryota, Metazoa, Platyhelminthes, Cestoda, Cyclophyllidea, Hymenolepididae. The record is from the annotation of a GenBank genome assembly.
AUGUAUUCCGGGCAUUUCAGAUCAUGGAUACCCCUUAUGUUUUCGACGAUUGGCAAAAGAGGUUUUCGUCGAAAAACUCCAGAGUGGAAUCAAUUCGCCAAGUUCUUCAUCACUUACCUCCAAAGAGCUAACAACUUUGCAGAUGAAGUGUUGAGAGAUGUCUCAAAUGAAGAAAAUGAAACACCACAGUGGAGAAGUACUCUUGAUGUCAAUUCUAUCAUUUCUCUUAUCAAAGAAGAGCCUGUACUCGAUUAUGGUUCCGCUCUGGCUGAUAAACAAAAAUUCUCUAAAAUUGCAGCCGAUCAGCUCGGGGAUUGUAUUAGCAAGCUUCUGAAGAGUGUUAGCGAGAUGAAAUCAAAUGUUCGAGCCCCAGUACGUGGUGGAAGUUUACCGAAUCGCAAAGCUCAAUAUGCCAAAAUCUCUCGAGAACCUAUUGCCAAGGAAAUUUCAGAAAUUUCUACAAAAGUAAACUUAAAGAGCCUCUUAUUCUAUCCCGUGUUGCAGGCAACUGAUAUUGGUCUGGACGAGCGAAAAUAUGCUAACAGAUCAAGUAAACAAGUAAUAGAGCCUUCUCCAAAAUGCGAAAGCUCUAACGAAAGUGGGCCUACGUUCAUCACAGCAAGACAGCAGCUGCUAAUAGACAGCCAAAAACAGGGUGGACAUUCAGCUUCACCAUACGCUAAAUCAGAAGUUGUUAAAAAGUCCUUGGGAAGUCGAGGCCCUCGAAUGGCUUUCGUCCCACCUUUCGCAAGGUCAAAGGACGAGAAUCAACAACCACAACCAACAAACAGUGGAGCAACCGCCACAGCACCUCAACCAAUAUGCCCAUCUGCUAAUGAUAGCACAAUUGUCGACGAACGGCUCAAGCAAUUUGAUCAAAAGAUCAUUGACCUCAUCAUGAGUGAGAUUAUGGACUCCGACACCAAGAUAACAUGGGAUGACAUAGCUGGACUGCACAGUGUUAAGACAACUUUGAAAGAAGUUGUUGUGUUCCCUAUGCUUCGACCAGACAUAUUUACCGGCUUGCGUGGUCCACCCAAGGGUUUACUUCUAUUCGGUCCACCAGGAACAGGCAAGACCCUGAUUGGAAAGUGCAUCGCCUCCAUUAGUAAAUCAACUUUCUUUAGUAUAAGCGCAUCCUCUCUCACUUCAAAAUGGGUUGGCGAUGGUGAGAAAAUGGUUAGAGCUUUGUUUACUAUUGCUCGGAUGCACGCCCCGGCAGUAAUUUUCAUUGAUGAAGUUGAUUCACUUCUUUCUCAACGUAGUGAAACCGAGCAUGAAUCCAGCCGUCGCAUCAAGACCGAAUUUCUUGUUCAACUGGAUGGCGUUUCCACAGGUUCUGAGGAGCGUUUGCUACUUAUCGGAGCUACUAAUAGACCACAGGAACUGGAUGAAGCGGCUAGAAGACGUUUUGUAAAACGACUCUAUGUGCCUCUACCUUGUGAAGAAGCUAGAAGGGAAAUAGUUGGGCGUUUGAUCAAACAACAAAAGCACAGCCUAACACCAGAUGAUCUUGAUAUAAUUGCUGCGAAAUCUGAGGGAUUUUCUGGUGCUGAUGUGGCAAACCUCUGCAGAGAGGCUGCUAUGGGCCCAAUAAGGGGAUUGCCGCUUGAAGUGAUUGAAUCGAUAUCAGCGCAGGACGUGCCCUCUGUUGGGAUGAGCGAUUUUCUCGCUGCCUUCAGGCACGUGAAGGCUAGCGUCUCACCCAAUGAUUUGAAACAGUACAUCUCCUGGAAUCAACAGUACGGAAGCUUUCAAAUUUGA